CGCCUCCAGUGGUAAAGUAACCAGUCCAAGGUAGUGGAUUGGUAGAAAGAAGUGUGAAAACGUUGGAGCAAAUGUCUUUUGGAAGUCGUCCUGUUUCUUUGCAUUCUGAGUCAAAAUACCACCUUGGGCCUAGUUGGGUGGUAGACUUAACCAAUCGUCGAGUUUAACACCACUGCCUGGCUCUUUGGGGGCUUUUGACUCUGUCACAAGCACACUAAGGCUGGGUUUCUCGUUUGCAGACACCGGCCCUGAGAGGGCCUGUGUAUGGGCAUUGCCUUGCUUUCUGAAUAAAAGAUUAAAAGGAAAAAAAAAAAAAAAAAAAAGAAGCGAAACAUUGAAAUACACAAGAACAAAAACAAAAACAAACAAAAAAAGUAGGGAGGAAACUCAACUUGAACUCACUAUCAUUACCCUCGGGAUUUAACCAAUGCUUUAGCUGACUGAACUACACUGAUAAAUCAAUUCGUUCGUCUUUCCUUCAUUCUAUCAGUUAUGAGAUAAGGAAACCUCCGGUUGAGCAAGCAACUCCCCAGAGUUUACUUAAAGGACAGGAGUCAGCAAAAACGACAACCACCCCCAUCGACAAUAAGACAUUGCUUGCUAUCAAGUGUUAUUAAAUAUAUAAGAGCCAUCUGUUACGUAUCGAUGCCAUUUGAGAAGCAAUUAAGGAAAAGAUAAAUAAUAAUAAUACGAGUGAAGACGACGGCGACGUUGACGACGACGACGACGAUGACGACGACGACGAUGAUAAUGUCAUCGUUCUUAAAUAACUAUGCUACAGUUAGGAGCUGAACUAAGUUUCAGCCUGGACGUUUGUUUUAAAACACGUUUGAACGAACUUACAUAUAACAGUCUCUAGGGAACGGACCUAAUGGCAGGUGUAGCAGGAAUUUAUUCUCCAUGAACGAAGAAGCUUUUAUUUACCAAAAAGAGAAAAUCUCCAGUGAUACAUAACAGAUGCAGGUAUGGCUGUGUGGUUAAGAAGUUCGCCUAGUAACCAUGUGGCAUCGGGUUCAGUCUCAGAGUGCUGCACCUUGGAUCUUGUAAAUAUGCGAAUACAUAAGAAAGCUAUCUUAAUUUUCUUUCUGUUGGCAUUGUUUGGGUUUAUAAUCUAUAGGAUGUCACGUCCUUUCGAUCCGACAAACCUACAUCAAUACAAACCUAGGUGGGGAGAGGAUGAAAGGCUGAACAUCGUAUUUUUAUUUGCUGUUAAAUCUUAUCCAGAAAAUUAUGAAUUGAGGAAAGCCGUACGAGAAACAUGGGGCACAUAUAUAAACCCUAGCUCAAAGAGUAAGAUAUUAUUUUAUAUGGGGCUAUCUUCACGCCCUGAAGUUAACAUCAAAGUUGCUGAAGAGUCCAACCAUUAUGAAGAUAUUUUCCAGGCACAAUUUAUCGACUCUUUUGAACGUCAGAGCCUAUGUACUUUAACUGCUUUUAAGCAUAUCCUAGUAACAUAUGCUCAAAUUAGAUUUUUAUUUAAGAUUGAAGAUUCCACAUUCAUUAACAUUCCACACCUGAUACGUGUUCUGAAAAGCAAUGAGUAUUUACUACGUAACUUUAUCAUGGGCCGAAUCAUAAACAAUACACAACCUCAGCGAGACAAGAAGUCACCGUGGUACGUCUCAAAGGACGUAUAUUCACCGGAUUUCUACCCAAAUUACGCGCAGGGAUUCGCUUAUUUAUUUAGUGGGAACCUAAUACAGCAUUUCGUUCAAGAAUCAUUCAAAGUCCCUCUCCUUGGGAUUGAGGACAUUUUUGUAACUGGAAUCUUAGCUCGGAAUCUCAAUGUGAAUUACAUACACAGCACGAAGUUUGGUAUGCCAAAGGACAGUUGUGAAAACAGCCUGUAUAUAGCUAUACCACACUUGUACACAGUCGAGGAUAUGAAAAGAGUUUACAUGUCCGUCGAAGUCCCAAAUGAAAGGUGUGCUGAAAUCAAAAGAUGAAAAAAAUCAACAUUUAAAAUGUAGCGUUUUAUCUGUCUGUUCUAUGUUUCAAUAUCUCGAUUGAUUUGAGAAGAAAAUAGGAAAUGAUUCGCGAAAACUGCUAAAUGGGAGAUUACUCUUUACCUUGCAACUAUAACGGGCAGUUGGAGUUACGUCCCUUUAUACAUAUCAAGUCAGAGCUUUCAUCUCUUAGCUUCUCCCUCUCUUUCUUUUUCUUUCUUUCUUUCUUUCAUUAUCUCAUCAUUACUAUUUGCCGAUGCAGACCGUCGCUUUUUUUUUUUUUUGUCGGAUUCUGCUGUGU
Messenger RNA from Octopus sinensis (East Asian common octopus), 2247 nucleotides. RefSeq names its product lactosylceramide 1,3-N-acetyl-beta-D-glucosaminyltransferase-like. NCBI's taxonomy places the organism in Eukaryota, Metazoa, Mollusca, Cephalopoda, Octopoda, Octopodidae. Bases 966 to 1946 code for a protein of 326 amino acids. The record is from RefSeq and is a predicted model, not a curated record. The transcript has 4 exons. Gene Ontology annotation, cellular component: membrane. Gene Ontology annotation, molecular function: hexosyltransferase activity.